Molecule: messenger RNA, 813 nt
Organism: Columba livia (rock pigeon)
Lineage: Eukaryota; Metazoa; Chordata; Aves; Columbiformes; Columbidae
Product: interferon-like
Exons: 1
Coding region: 1-723 (240 amino acids)
Biological process (GO): defense response
Cellular component (GO): extracellular region
Molecular function (GO): cytokine receptor binding
Source: RefSeq, a predicted model, not a curated record
AUGGCUGCGCCACACACCCCACGGCCCCGCCUGCCGCACGGCGCCCCGGCGCUCCUGCUCCUCCUCACGGCUCUCGCCGCCGCCACCGCCUGCCACCACCUGCGGCCCCGCCACGCCACCUUCCCCUGGGACAGCCUCCAGCUCCUCCGGGCCAUGGCUCCCAGCCCCACACAGCCCUGCCACCACCAGCACGCGCCCUCCUUCCCCGACACCCUCCUCAACACCCCCCGCUCCCAACAACCCGCCGCCGCCCUCACCAUCCUCCAGCACCUCUUGCAAAUCCUCAGCAGCAACAGCAUCCCCCAACAUUGGCACAACCAGGCACGGGAACACCUCCUCAACAGCCUCCACCACCACAGCCAGCAGCUCCAGCAGUGCCUGACACCCAACAGGAUGCUCUUCCGAACACAAGGACCCCGCAACCUGCUGCUCACCAUCCACAAAUACUUCGGGGACAUCCAGGACUUCCUCCGCACCCACAACCACAGCGCCUGCGCCUGGGACCACGUCCGCCUCCAAGCUCACAUCUGCUUCCAAUACAUGGACCAACUCCUAGGGCAGGUGAAGAGCCAAAGCGCUCCUGCCCUCCACCAAACCCGCCUGCGCCCAACACCCAUUCCCAGCCAACAACAGCGGCUGCAGACGGAGCAGAGGCCACAGCAGCCCGGGCUGGGAUCGCUCAGCACCGCUCCCAGACAGGAGCCGACGGCCACAAGGGAGUGAGCACAGGCGGGUCCAGGCUGCAGCGCAGCCGCACACCCACCUCUGCUGGAACGGAAGGAGGAGGAACCUGCUGUGCCGCACACUCAUGGA